AUGUCCUUGUUUUCAUUACAGGAGACCCUCUUACUUGGGAAAGAUGAUGUGCUGAGUGAUGGCGACAGCGAGGAUCUCAGCGACAGUGAAGAAAGUGUUUACUCUGGCCUAGAAAGCUCUGGAAGUGAAAGCAGUGAUGAGGAAGCGGAGGGCAGUGUGGAAGAAGACACAUUAGAACAUGGGAAGACACGCACCCUAAACGUAAAGGUAACAAUAAAAGAUCGGUCGUACCCGCGCCUUACCGACUGUCUGAUCUCGGCACAGUGUGGUAGUACGUUUGUGCGGGAUAGUUAAUUUAUCAUGUCUCUUGCUGUUUCAGAAUUCCAGACCCAGGAAAGCAUUAAAUCAGUCGGAGCAGAGCGGCCCUUCAGCACAGAGUAACGAGUAUGAGCAUGACUCGUCUGAUGAGGAG
Pelobates cultripes (western spadefoot toad) is the source of this 412-nucleotide messenger RNA. The record is from the annotation of a GenBank genome assembly. NCBI's taxonomy places the organism in Eukaryota, Metazoa, Chordata, Amphibia, Anura, Pelobatidae.